AUGACAAAUCCAUAUGAUGGCCUCCCUGAUCAAUGGACUAUUAAAAUCUCGAGAAAUUAUGAUCAAGAAUACUACUACAACCAAGAAACUGAAGAGUCUCGAUGGGAACCUCCUGAAGGUACAGACGAAACAAAGUUGAGCUCUUACUUAGCAAAGGGCUUGCAUAGACCAACCAAAGUCAAAGUCAGUCACAUUUUAGUUAAGCAUAAGGAUUCUAGAAGACCGGCAUCUUGGAAAGAAGAUCAUAUCACUCGAACUAAAGAAGAAGCUAUAGAUAUAUUGAGAGGUUACAAGUUAGAGAUUGACUGCGGUGAAAAGACCUUUGCAGAUGUUGCCCGAGAGUCAAGUGAUGAUAAUUCUCACGUCAAGGGAGGGGAUCUAGGCUAUUUUGGUAAGGGAGAAAUGCAGCCAAGCUUUGAAAGAGCCAGCUUUGCCCUCCAGGUUGGAGACAGGAGUGAUAUCGUUGAAAGCAAUAGCGGUGUUCAUCUCAUCGAGAGAACCGGUUGA
Messenger RNA from Brettanomyces nanus, 507 nucleotides. RefSeq lists its product as uncharacterized. Gene Ontology annotation, molecular function: protein binding; peptidyl-prolyl cis-trans isomerase activity. The transcript has a single exon. The record is from RefSeq and is a predicted model, not a curated record. Gene Ontology annotation, cellular component: cytosol; nucleus. Bases 1 to 507 code for a protein of 168 amino acids. NCBI's taxonomy places the organism in Eukaryota, Fungi, Ascomycota, Pichiomycetes, Pichiales, Pichiaceae.